AUGAUGUUGAAGAGCCAUGGCCUUCUGGCUGCAGCUCUGGCCCUCGCAGGCUCGCCAGGUGCUGAGGCCGUCCUGCGCUUCUCCUGCUCUCAACUCGUUGUUGAGCGCCUGGACCCCCUCGUCUUUCCGGGCGUGUUCCAGUCCCCUCAUCUUCACCAGGUGGUCGGCGGCAACAUGUUCAAUGUGACCAUGGACCCCAACCGCCACAAUAUUGGUGAAGAAGCUACCUGCACGACGUGCACCUUCUCAGAAGACUUCUCCAACUACUGGACGGCCACUUUGUUCUUCCGUGCUCGUAAUGGCAGUUACAUUCGGGUCCCUCAGCGGCCCAACAUCGGCUUUGACGGUGCCCGUGGCGGCGGCAUGACCGUCUACUACACGGCCAGCUUCAUGCCUGGUCCCGUCAACAAUGUCAAGGCCUUCGCCCCGGGCUUCCGCAUGAUCGUCGGCAACCCGAUGUAUCGUACCGCUCAGGAGGCAAGCAAGUACCGCCAGCUGACCUUCACUUGCCUUGACAACAUGUUCACUCGCACUGGCGAGACCCCUACCAUGCCUACCCGUCCUUGCGCGGAGGGCAUCAUGGCCAAUAUCCGGUUCCCGACCUGCUGGGACGGCAAGAAUCUUGACAGCCCGGACCACGAGUCCCACGUGGCCUACCCGGAGUCUGGCAUGUUCGAAACCGGUGGCCCCUGCCCUGCCUCUCACCCCGUCCGCCUGCCGCAGCUUUUUUACGAGGUCAUCUGGGACACUCGCCAGUUCAACGACCUGUCCCUGUGGCCCGAGGACGGCUCUCAACCCUUCGUCUGGUCCUAUGGCGACUUCACCGGCUACGGCACCCACGGCGAUUACGUCUUCGGCUGGAAAGGUGAUUCGCUGCAGCGCGCCAUGAACGCUAACUGCGACGACUGCGUGGGCGUCCUCAAGACUCAGAGCAUUCAGCAGGCCAACCAGUGCCGUCAGGAGCAGAAGGUUAAGGAGAACAUUGAUGGUUGGCUCUCUGAGCUGCCUGGUAAAGUGCAGGUUACUGGACCGCAGCCUGGUACCGGCCCUGGAGGCGGCAACAACGGCGGUGGUAAUAACGGUGGUGGUAACUCUGGCGGCGGCAACAGUGGCUGCACUGUCCCUAAGUGGGGUCAGUGUGGUGGUCGCAGCUACACUGGCUGCACUACAUGCGCUGCUGGCUCCACUUGCCGUUAUCAGAAUGACUGGUACAGCCAGUGUUUGUAA
Molecule: messenger RNA, 1227 nt
Organism: Thermochaetoides thermophila DSM 1495
Lineage: Eukaryota; Fungi; Ascomycota; Sordariomycetes; Sordariales; Chaetomiaceae
Exons: 4
Coding region: 1-1227 (408 amino acids)
Biological process (GO): carbohydrate metabolic process
Cellular component (GO): extracellular region
Molecular function (GO): cellulose binding
Source: RefSeq, a predicted model, not a curated record